This is a messenger RNA of Penaeus monodon (black tiger shrimp), 1006 nucleotides long. RefSeq lists its product as uncharacterized. The record is from RefSeq and is a predicted model, not a curated record. Lineage: Eukaryota; Metazoa; Arthropoda; Malacostraca; Decapoda; Penaeidae.
GUGCAAAAGCUGGAAGGAAGGCAACUUCACGGACCCAGUAUUCUACGCAAAAACAGCGCGAUUUACUUAUAGAACUUGUUUGUGAGAGAAAACGCAUUGUAUGUGAUAAAAGCCACGACCACAAGAUUACCCGGAAAAAGAAAGAAAUCUGGAAAGAAAUCACUGAUCUUUUUAAUGCUGCUGCUGUCGGCGAUAAAAUGACGGAAAAGCAAGUGAGGAAGAUGUGGGAGCGACUAAAGGGAAGGAAAAAACAUGCAAUGAAGAAAAAAGAGUUGCUCAAGACAGGGGGUGGUGUUCCUGCAGAAGAUGUAGAUGACAAGACAGCCAAAGUGUAUGACAUCAUAUAUGAUGAACUAAAAGAUCUUGACAAUGUGUUUGACAGCGAUCCUCUUACUGAUGAUACCCGAAUACAUGUCUCAAGUGUGUCUGCGGCUGAGGAUUUGGAAGACCUUCGACCAAGUUCUUCGAACAGUAGCAGACAGUCACCCCUACAAACUGAUGUUGAACAAAAAGGGAAAAAAGAAUGGAAAUUCAGCCCCGCUGCUGAAUGCUACGAACAGUCCCUAAAGAUGCAUGAAAGAGAGCAUGAAAUGGACAUGAAAAUAAAAGAAGCUCAGUUAGAGAGCGCCCAAGAGUUUAUUGUAGCCUGUAAAAGUAUUAAAUACUUUGUCGAAAGUGCUACUCAGGCAAUUAAAGAGGCUGCAGUUGCAGUACCAGAGGCAGCCAAGACAGUUUCUAGGAAGUAAUGAUUUUUUCUGUAUUUGUUAAAGUAUGACAAUACAAAGUUACAGAUUACCUUAUUCAUAAAUAUGAAUCUGUACAAAUAUUAACUUCCCUACAGUUGUUUUCUGUUGCAUAAGAAAGUAUAGAUUUGUACAUUUAUAUUGAAUGACAGAUGGCAGCAGAAAUUUGAUUUAAAAGUAAUGUAUUAAUUUUGUUUGUUUUCCUGUUUUAGUAUUGAAUAAAUAGCUUUAUCAAAACACCUCUGUAAAACCAAUAUAUAUAU